Messenger RNA from Thunnus maccoyii (southern bluefin tuna), 3194 nucleotides. It is a transcript of the gene pck1, whose product is annotated as phosphoenolpyruvate carboxykinase 1 (soluble). NCBI's taxonomy places the organism in Eukaryota, Metazoa, Chordata, Actinopteri, Scombriformes, Scombridae. The record is from RefSeq and is a predicted model, not a curated record. Gene Ontology annotation, biological process: cellular response to dexamethasone stimulus; gluconeogenesis; hepatocyte differentiation. Bases 391 to 2265 code for a protein of 624 amino acids. Gene Ontology annotation, cellular component: mitochondrion; cytosol. Gene Ontology annotation, molecular function: manganese ion binding; GTP binding; phosphoenolpyruvate carboxykinase (GTP) activity. The transcript is spliced from 11 exons.
UGGCUCCAAACGGAAAAGAUUGCGCCAACCAUAAGCAGCAACUCUUAGCUUCAAACCGACUCCAAUGUAAACCAACAGAUCAGCAGCACAUGGGAACAACAGGUUCAUGCAAAUAACCCAGAGGACGAGACUCCCCCCACCUCCGCCCCUCCUCCUCUUGUGGGACAUCCCAAGGUAUAAAAGGAGGAAAGCCUCUCCUCAGAAGAUACAACUGACCAAGAGGGAGAAACAGUCCUCAUCUCUUCUUAAAACAGCCAACAGAGACACCUCAGCCGAUGAGGCCAAGCUAAAGGCUCUCUGCUCCAAACAGACAACUAAAGGCUAGUCCAUCCUUAGACUUCCUCUCGUCCUUUCUUUCUCCGUCGCUCGACUCGACUCAACUCCACCAAGAUGCCUCCUCAGCUCCAAUCCCAGAACCAGAAUGGUCCCAGGGUUCUGCAGGGCGACUUGAGCGCUCUCAGCCCAGCCAUCAGGGAGUUUGUGGAGACCAAUGUGGUUCUGUGCCAGCCUGAGUCCUUGCACAUCUGCGACGGCUCUGACGAAGAGAACCGCACCAUCCUGACCCAGCUGGAGGAGCAGGGGAUGAUCAAGAAGCUUACCAAAUAUGAGAACUGCUGGUUGGCCAGGACCGACCCGCGGGAUGUGGCUCGUGUGGAGAGUAAGACGGUGAUCGUGACCCGGGAACAGAGGGACACGAUCCCCACACCACUGGAGGGCGGAGUCAGCCAGCUGGGCCGCUGGAUGUCCCCGGAAGAGUUUGACAAAGCCAUGGCUCAACGGUUCCCCGGCUGCAUGAAAGGUCGUACCAUGUACGUGAUUCCCUUCAGCAUGGGUCCAGUGGGUUCCCCCCUCUCCAAGAUUGGAGUGGAGCUGACCGACUCUCCCUACGUGGUGGCCAGUAUGAGAGUGAUGACCCGCAUGGGAAAGGCUGUGCUGUCUGCUCUGGGAACGGGCGAAUUCGUCCGCUGUCUGCACUCCGUCGGCUGUCCUCUGCCGCUUAAAAAGCCCCUGGUGAACAACUGGCCCUGUAACCCUGAGCAGACCUUAGUGGCCCACAUCCCGGACCGCAGGCAGAUUGUCUCAUUCGGCAGCGGUUACGGAGGAAACUCCCUGCUAGGAAAGAAGUGCUUCGCCUUGCGUAUCGCCUCACGUAUUGCCAAGGAGGAGGGCUGGCUGGCCGAGCACAUGCUGAUCCUCGGCAUCACGAACCCUGCUGGGCAGAAGAAGUACAUGGCAGCAGCCUUCCCCAGUGCCUGCGGGAAGACAAACCUGGCCAUGCUCUGCCCCACGCUGCCGGGCUGGAAGGUCGAGUGUGUAGGAGACGACAUUGCCUGGAUGAAGUUUGACAAACAAGGCAACCUGCGUGCCAUCAACCCUGAGAACGGCUUUUUCGGUGUUGCUCCCGGCACCUCAGCCAAAACCAACCCCAACGCCAUGGCGACCAUCAUCAAGAACACCGUCUUCACCAAUGUAGCAGAGACCAGCGACGGCGGCGUGCACUGGGAGGGAAUAGACGAGACGCUGCCUGAAGGAGUCACCAUCACUUCCUGGAAGAACAAGCCCUGGAGCUCAGAAGAUGGCGAACCCUGUGCUCACCCCAACUCUCGUUUCUGCACUCCGGCCGAUCAGUGCCCCAUCAUCGACCCACUGUGGGAAUCUCCUGAGGGAGUCCCCAUUGAGGCCAUCAUCUUCGGAGGGCGCAGGCCUGCAGGUGUCCCUCUGGUGUAUGAAGCUUUCAGCUGGCAGCACGGAGUGUUUGUUGGAGCAGCCAUGAGGUCAGAGGCCACCGCUGCAGCUGAACACAAAGGCAAAGUAAUCAUGCACGACCCCUUCGCCAUGCGCCCCUUCUUCGGCUACAACUUCGGCCAGUACCUCUCUCAUUGGCUGAGCAUGGCCGACCGCCCCGGUGCCAAGCUCCCCAAGAUCUUCCAUGUCAACUGGUUCCGCAAGAGUCCCACCGCCGGCUUCCUCUGGCCUGGUUUCGGCGACAACAUCCGCGUUCUGGACUGGAUGUUCAGGAGGGUGAACGGCGAGGCCGGCGCCAUGCCCUCUGCCGUAGGCUACCUGCCCUGCCCCGACUCCCUGAACCUCCAGGGCCUGAAGGAGAAAGUGGACCUGGACGAGCUGUUCUCCCUGGAUCAGGAGUUCUGGCAGCAGGAGGUGGAGGAUGUUGGGAAAUACUUCACCACGCAGGUGAAUGACGACCUGCCCAACGAGGUGGCCCGGCAGCUGGAGCUCCUGCAGCAGAGAGUGAACCAGAUGUAAUAAGGAAGAACAAGAACCGCGUGAUAGCAAUUCUAGACCAGCAUUAUCUAUGAUUCUAGAACAGAAUGUUGGUCAUUUUUGGUAAUUCUAGACCAGUAUGUCCUUGAUUCUAAAACAGAAUGUUUGCAACUCUAGAAGGAAACAUCAGAAAUUCUAGAAUGGAAUUUUAGUAAUUUUUGAAAAAACAGGAUGUGAGUAAUUCUAGAAUUUCACAUCAUUGUUUUACCGAGGGACUCGUUUAUUGAGUGACUCUAAUUUUUUAAAGAUUUUUGUCUUUGUGAUGGACCCUUAGAAAUUCAUGAAAGAGGAACAAUUUUCCUCUGAUGAUGAUUUUUUUUUUUACUGAAAUAUGUGUUUGAUUCUCCUUGGUUUUGUUCUCUAGCUAGAAAUCAUCCCCUCUGUUCAGAUUAUUAUUCAGAAAGUGCUUCUAUUAAAAUCCGGCUGGGCGUGUUGAGAUGAAAUUUAUGAAUUGAAAAAAAAAACAUUCCUCACUGUGCUCAUCUUCAAUAUGCGAGCCACACUGUACCAUUCAAGACUGCUAAUUUGAAUAGGAAAUGUUUCCUCUCCAUCCAUUCAUAUGCUGUUAUAGCAGCAAUGUGUUUUAAACUGUUUUUCCGUUGUAUUGUCCUUCUGUAGGUCCGAAGUCUACUAUUUAAUGAUAACUUAUUCUGAACGCACAAAAUACUUUCAUUGCCAUACGAAUUUGUAUGGCAAUGAAAGAGUUCAUGAGUCCAUGUUUUCUCAGCUCCUGUGUUGUUUGAGCCCCUGAACAUGGGGUAAAUGUAUGUUUUCUGUUCCUGUCGUUAUUAUAUGGCUUAAUUUAUUUUUAUACUGUGUAAGUUUGUCUUGACUCUGUUUUGUUGUAUUGUAAUUUUGAGCCCCUAAAGAGGGGAGACAACAAUAAAGAUAUUUAAACUUAUUACUGAAUC